Arachis duranensis is the source of this 665-nucleotide messenger RNA. RefSeq names its product succinate dehydrogenase subunit 7B, mitochondrial. Bases 176 to 469 code for a protein of 97 amino acids. The record is from RefSeq and is a predicted model, not a curated record. The transcript has 5 exons. Lineage: Eukaryota; Viridiplantae; Streptophyta; Magnoliopsida; Fabales; Fabaceae.
AAAAAUUGAUAAAAAAAACAAAAAAACAGGAAUUUGAAGCCUCUGCUCAUUCGCCAACUUCUUCGUGUCGCAUCGCCAGCUCCAGUUCGUCGCCGCCAUCGUUCUUGCUCCCUCUCCCUCAUACUCUGCUCACUUCUGAGACCGAAGAACUCUCAACUUUGACCAACACAACCAAAUGGCCUUCCUCCUUAACAAAACCACCAUUGCUUCCCACUUCCGAUCUCACUCCCAGGCCCAGAAAGCCCAAGAUCUGCUUUCACUCUCGCGCCGUCAAUACCAUAUCGAACCUGGGCCUCGUGAAAAAGCGCUCUUGGCUGAAGAUGCAGCUUUGAAGCCAUUUAAGUCAUAUAAGCAGAGUGUGAAGAAGCUCAAAAAGGUUGGCGAUAUUCUAACAAUUGUUGUCGUUGCAGGAUGCUGCUAUGAAAUAUAUGUCAAGGCAGCUAUGAGAGAAGCAGCUCGGAGACAGUAACAUUCCAGAAUUGUAGAAUGAAGUGAAUAUUGUUGGAACACUAGCUUCUGUUCCAUUUUAAUGUUUUUCUAUGGUAAUAACAAUUUGGGUUAUAUUCCUGGCCGUGUUGGAAUAAGCAGAAAUGUAUUUGAACCCAAAAUGCUUGUGCAUCAAUAGUAGUUUCUUCAUCGUUCAAGAUUUAAAACUUUCUGAUGAA